This is a messenger RNA of Scophthalmus maximus (turbot), 1524 nucleotides long. RefSeq names its product syndecan 2 (gene sdc2). The transcript has 5 exons. The record is from RefSeq and is a predicted model, not a curated record. Bases 415 to 1059 code for a protein of 214 amino acids. Gene Ontology annotation, biological process: cell migration. NCBI's taxonomy places the organism in Eukaryota, Metazoa, Chordata, Actinopteri, Pleuronectiformes, Scophthalmidae. Gene Ontology annotation, cellular component: cell surface; membrane.
UGCGCGUCUCGUGCGUAUUUCACUGGCACCAGGACGCACGCGGAGGACUAACUGCCGUUGGCCGCGCGCACUUAUGUUCUGUCAAAUUUAUACAGAAUAAAAAAAAAGAAAGGAAUAAUAAUAAUUCCAUUAGUUAUAAUCGUAAGAAGAGGAGAAGGAGAAGUAGUGCCGGGUGUGAGGUGUGUGAGUGAGUGUGUGUGUUGGGGGGGGGGGAGGUGGAAUAACCAAAAAACGCAACACGUAUCCGGUGGGAUCCCACUGCUGCGCGAGCGAGACGCGGCAGGAGUUCGGAGCGAGGGUCUGCGAGGAGAGCGACAGAAGAAGGAGAAGGAGAAGGAGAAGGAGAAGAGGGGGCACUGAAUCGCCUCCGUGACAACGCGCUUGAACAUCGAAAUAUAAUAAUCCAGAGGAAUAAUGAGGAACGUUUGGAUAAUUCUGACCCUCGGCCUGACCGCCGCGCUCUCCGGGGAACGGAUAGCAGAAGCAGCCAAGACGUCCUCUCAGGCGGAUGACUUGUACCUGGAUGACACAGGCUCAGGAGGUUAUUACCCUGAAGACGACGAUGACUUUAACUCGGGGUCUGGCUCAGGAGGCGGCGAGGAGGUGGUGCUGGAGGAGACGGUGACCGUCAGUAUGGUGUAUUUCGAGCCCAACGCGGCACAACCCACCCAGGACUCCACCAAAGAUUUCACCCCCCGCGUGGACACAGCCACGGUGCGGGAAAAGGCGAAGGACAGCACGCCCAGGAAACCGUUCAGAACAGAGGCACCAGUGCCAGUUACAGACGACAUGCAGAGGAACCAGAUGACUAGUACGACUAGUGUGCCCGGCUCACCCCAGGAGGCCGUCGAGGUUCACACCGAAAACCUCUUCCAGAGGACGGAGGUGUUGGCAGCCGUCAUCGCAGGCGGCGUGAUCGGCUUCCUGUUCGCCAUCUUCCUCAUCCUCCUGCUCGUCUACCGCAUGAGGAAGAAGGACGAGGGCAGCUACGACCUGGGGGAGAGGAAACCCUCCGGCGCGGCCUAUCAGAAGGCGCCGACCAAGGAGUUUUACGCAUAAGGUCCUCGGGGCCCCGCCCCCCAUCCCCCCCAUCCCCAAUCCCAUCACCAGAUUGACAACUCUUCGAGAGACUGUGAAAAAACGCAGUCCACAACAACGACAACAACAACAACAACAACAUCAGCAAAUCUCUUACGUACACGGCGAGAAACACACGAGGAGGAAAAUUUGUUUUCAAGUUGAUUAUGGAAAAAUAGCAUAAAGGAAAGCUUUUGCAUUGAGUGUUGUGAGUAAGAUCUUUUCUUUCUUCUUUAAAAAAAAACAAACAAACAAUGAAAACCAAGCAUUUUUCUCAUGUCACGGCGAAUCUCAGUGUAUUUAAACAUUUUGUGUAUCAUUGGAAAAAGGCUGAAAAACAGGAUCCGUCGAGGGCGAGGAAGCGGAUCACGUCCGUCUUCUGUCAGAGGAGCUGUUUUUUUUUUAGUCGCUGGCUACUUCUAACUGUAGCAGUGCGUUAUUUGUAAA